AUGGAUAAAUUACUUACUGAAGAGGAAUAUCAAACUUAUCUUUAUAAAAAGAAACUGGAGGAGUAUGAAACUGGAAAAACUAUAUUGAAGUCCCUUGUUAGCCCUGAACUUUUUGGGAUUUUGGAAGAAUAUAUUGAGAUAAGUAAUUGCCGCGCCAAAGCGUUGCCACUUCACAUAUGGCCACAGCCAUAUGCCCAAGCAACAUUGGUUCAGUGUUCAAUGCGACGCCGACCGAGUUGA
This is a messenger RNA of Parnassius mnemosyne (clouded apollo), 240 nucleotides long. The record is from the annotation of a GenBank genome assembly. NCBI's taxonomy places the organism in Eukaryota, Metazoa, Arthropoda, Insecta, Lepidoptera, Papilionidae.